CAGGGACAGUAAGGAGGGAAAGGACGGCGCUUCUGCUUCUGGGUCUGGGAUCGCAAGAUGGACGCAGGUGCCUAUGGGGCAAGACGGGAGACCGGCAUGGGGAAGAGGCUACAGCACUCCUCGGGUAUCGCAAACCGGGCGAAGAAGCCUGGAUUCCACCGAGCCAGAGGCCGUUGCAGGGGAGCUAUACACACAAAAGCGGGCCAGUGCGAGUCUUGGCACGCUCGCUCUCCCCCACCCUGAGCCUGCCGCGCUCAAGAGUGCACUGAAGAAGCCCUACAAGCCCUCCCCUGGUGCUUACGCUCGACACAGCGCUGCCUUCCCCGGCUCGGCAUCCGCAGACGCGUCAAAGUCUUCUGCGAUCGAUAGCGAUAGCGAUACCUCGGAUGACGUGCCCCUCGGAGUGCGCCAACGGUCGCUCUCUUCUGCUGUGCUUGCGCCUGCGCCUUCUCAUGCGCCAGGGGUACUCGCCCGCCUCAGCAAGCAAGAUGAUGACACUUCACCGCUCACCCCUCCCCGAGCGCCGGCUUUAGCCAACUCUCCUACUCCUAGCGGACGCUCCUCACCCGCUAGCUCCGUACCGAGCAGCCCUGGCCGCGCAAGAGCAGGCGCAUUCCGUCGCAGCUCAGCGAGUCCCCUCCCCCCUCCCUCGCUUCCUUCCCCCACAUCUUCAACCCGCAGCCAGAGUAAGAGCCCACAGCACGUAGCGCGGAAACCGCUGCUCGACCUCAGUGGGUCUGCGCCUGACCUUAUCCCCGGCGGAAGGAAGCCGCUCGUCGAUUUGAGGCGGGAUCUGGUACCCGAGAGUGCCGUACGUGCACCGGGGGAAGAAGAGGACGCAAGUCGGGAGAUCCGGUCUCAAAUUUCUCCCCGGCCGAUGGCAGUGCCUCUCCCAAUCCCACGCCGGCCCCCUGUUGCGCUUGGGCAUGCCCGUUCCGGGUCGAACAUGUCCGUCGCGAGCCAGCGUUCUGUCAGCCAAGGCACGGACCGUACGCAGCACCCACCUAGCGCGUACUCACCCCUCCCCCCGCCCUUCCCCCCUCCUUGGAGCGACAGUCCUGGCAGCUCAGCAGGUGGGAGCGUCGUCAGUGCUAAGAGCUCCGGAUCUGGAAGUGGAAGCAGGCCCGGCCCACUUACUCCCCGCGAUGGGAGCGAUACCGUUCCUUCGUCUAUUACUGCCGUUGGGGUUGAUACUCCCCCUGCGGUCAAGAGCGUCGCGUUCGCUGGGGUGGUAGAAGAAGAGAACCGCCGUCGGGAUCGGAGGAAGAGCGAGGCCCGCGCAGCGAUCGAACUCGGAAACAUUGUCAAUGGUCCUGGGCCAAAGUUCACACCGGAGGAUAUGGAUGUGCAGCCCCAGGCUACCCCGGAGCACAAGAUCGCUCCGCUUUUCCCUAACCCGCCUAGCUCGUGGAUCCAGCCCAUGAACGCGCCGUACACUCCGACGUUCGGCAACCCGAUGAUGGGCAAUCCGUACUUCCAGAUGGGCGCGCCUCCGAACCCUUAUUUCUCACCUUUCCUUCCACCAGGCGCAGCACCCGCAAUGGCCAUGCCCCCCAUGCCACCUAUGGUAGCCUCCAACCCGACCCUCGCGGCCGCACAUCAUCAAGCCAUGCUCGCUGCUCGUCAGACUUUCCAGCUUACAAUGGCCCAGCAGGCGAUGGCGGCUGCGGGUGAAGCGUGGGACCUCAACUUGAGCGUGGCGAGUGGGAGCAUCCUCGGCACGCCGAGCGGGAGUGUUUAUGGUGGUGGACCAGACCUGGCACAGAUGCAGCAGCUCCAGAACGCCCAAGCCCAGAGAGCUGAGCGCGACAGGAGAGAGAGCAUGAUGAGCGGCUUGAGUGGGUAUAUGCCGAUCCAACAACCCCCGCUGCCCCAGCCCCAAACCCAGCAGACACAGAACCGAAUGAGCCGCGCCGGCGGCCCUACCCAAGCAUCGUCUGGACCUCGCACUCGUUUUGCCAACUAAUUCCUCAUCGCAUCGGUUGAUGAAAAACGCCACGAGAAUCAAGCUCUCGGAUAACCCCUUUCAGCAAUAUUCCUUUGUACAUUCUUUCGUUUCUCCAUGUUGCACCUUUUCAAGGACUUUCACAUUCACGCAGCUGCGAUUCUGCCCACUUUAUUUUGCGUUUUUCGGACAUCCCAUGUGCCCAUAUUGUAAUCGCUCUUUCUCCAUCCCGUUCCCAAAAAACUCCACUGCGAUCCACAUCUGCCCUGUCCUCAACCCCGCUGUAAUAACCUCUCUUGACAUGGACUGCCUACGCAAUGUAUCGGACUA
Molecule: messenger RNA, 2275 nt
Organism: Dacryopinax primogenitus
Lineage: Eukaryota; Fungi; Basidiomycota; Dacrymycetes; Dacrymycetales; Dacrymycetaceae
Exons: 1
Coding region: 74-1966 (630 amino acids)
Source: RefSeq, a predicted model, not a curated record